GGGCGCGGCUCUGUCAGCUGAGUGACAGUCACGGGACCGCGACCAACUCUGUCUGGCUUCCUAGAGGAGAGGGAGGGAUGAGCAAGGGUCUCCGAGCGCGGCAGGCCAGUGGUGGGGACAUGGAGAAAGAGCGAGAGACUCUCCAGGCCUGGAAGGAGCGCGUGGGGCAGGAGCUGGACCGUGUGGUGGCGUUCUGGAUGGAGCACUCCCACGACCAGGAGCACGGGGGCUUCUUCACGUGCCUUAGCCGCGAGGGACGGGUGUAUGAUGACCUCAAGUACGUGUGGCUGCAGGGGAGGCAGGUGUGGAUGUAUUGUCGCCUGUACCGCACUUUCCAGCGCUUCCACCACUCUCAGCUUCUGAAUGCAGCAAAAGCAGGUGGUGAGUUCUUGCUGCGUUAUGCCCGGCUGGCACCUCCUGGCAAGAAGUGUGCCUUUGUGCUGACUCGGGACGGCCGCCCGGUCAAGGUGCAGCGGACCAUCUUCAGCGAGUGUUUCUACACCAUGGCCAUGAACGAGCUGUGGAGGGCCACAGGUGAAGUGCGGUACCAGACAGAAGCGGUGGAGAUGAUGGAUCAGAUCGUCCACUGGGUGCGGGAGGACGCGUCGGGACUGGGCCGGCCCCAGCUCCAGGGGGCCCCGACUGCGGAGCCCAUGGCAGUGCCCAUGAUGCUGCUGAACCUGGUAGAGCAGCUUGGGGAGGCAGAUGAGGAGCUGGCAGGCAAAUACACAGAGCUGGGGGACUGGUGCGCCCGGAGGAUUCUGCAGCACGUGCAGAGGGAUGGACAAGCUGUGCUGGAGAAUGUGUCAGAGGAUGGCAAGGAACUUUCUGGCUGCCUGGGGAGACAGCAGAACCCAGGCCACGCACUGGAAGCCGGCUGGUUUCUGCUCCGUCAUUGCAUUCGGAAAGGCGACCCUGAACUUCGAGCCCACGUGGUUGACAAGUUCCUGUUGUUGCCCUUCCGCUCUGGAUGGGACCCUGACCAUGGAGGCCUCUUUUACUUCCAGGAUGCUGAUGACUUCUGCCCCACCCAGGUGGGAGAGCGCCCAGGGCCAUGUGUGGCACACGCUGAUCUAAGGCUUUCUGCCUGGGGAGGUGGGUGCUUCUCUAGAGGGCAACCUGGGGCUGGAUUGGAACCUAGAGGCCUGCUCUCAGCUUCUGUGCCAGUGUUACAGGAAAGGGGUUGUGAUCCAGACCCCAGAAGAGGGUUCUUGGAUCUUGCGCAAGAAAGAAUUCAGGGCGAGUCGGCAAUGCAAAGUGAAAGCAGGUUUAUUAAGAAAGUAAAG
This is a messenger RNA of Piliocolobus tephrosceles (Ugandan red Colobus), 1286 nucleotides long. RefSeq names its product renin binding protein (gene RENBP). The record is from RefSeq and is a predicted model, not a curated record. Gene Ontology annotation, biological process: carbohydrate metabolic process. Gene Ontology annotation, molecular function: isomerase activity. The transcript has 8 exons. The annotation marks the transcript as partial. Lineage: Eukaryota; Metazoa; Chordata; Mammalia; Primates; Cercopithecidae.